AUGAAGGUUGAGUUUGCUCCGCUCUCCGUGCCACUGCGGAGGAGGCUUCAGACGGCGUCGGUGGUGCAAUGGGUCUUCAGCUUCCUAGGUCUGGCACAGUGCUGCGCAGCUGUCUUCAUCGCCCUCUUCUUCACCCGUUUUUGGCUGGUCAGUGCCCUCUACGCUGCAUGGUGGUUCAUAGACAGGGAAAAACCCAGCAAGGGUGGGAGGCGGAUCCACGCCGUCCGGAACAGCAUCGUCUGGAGGUACAUGAGGGACUAUUUCCCCGUCACGCUGGUGAAGACGGCAGAGCUGGACCCUAGGCAGAACUACUUGAUGGGAUUUCAUCCCCACGGGGUCAUGGCAGCAGGAGCCUUUCUCAAUUUCUGCACAGAGGCAUCGGGCUGGUUUCGCGUCCCAUUUUUUAGGGACUACCUGAUGAGCGGAGGGCUUGUCUCUUCCGACAAGGAGAGCGCAUCCUACGUGCUCCAGAAGCCGGAGGGUGGGAAUGUGCUGACCAUCAUCGUUGGCGGGGCACAGGAGGCCCUGGAUGCCCGGCCGGGAUCCUGCACCUUGCUGCUGAAGAAUAGGAAGGGAUUUGUCCGCCUGGCCAUCGAGCACGGCACCCCGCUGGUCCCCAUCUUUUCUUUUGGGGAGAAUGACCUCUUCGAGCAGGUGAGAAACCCCAAGGGCUCCUGGCUGCGGCAGCUCCAGCACCGGCUCCAGCAGAUCAUGGGAAUCUCCCUUCCCCUCUUCCAUGCACGAGGUAUCUUCCAGUACAGCUUCGGGCUAUUACCCUACCGCCGACCCAUCUGCACCGUGGUUGGGAAGCCAAUUCCAGUGCAGAGGAAGCACAGACCUUCUGAGGAAGAGGUUGAUGAAGUCCAUCAGAAAUACCUAAACGAAUUGUUCAAGCUCUUUGAAGAGCACAAAGCUAAGCACAACAUACCGGAAGACAGACACCUGGAAUUCAUAUAG
Molecule: messenger RNA, 957 nt
Organism: Opisthocomus hoazin
Lineage: Eukaryota; Metazoa; Chordata; Aves; Opisthocomiformes; Opisthocomidae
Gene: MOGAT2
Product: monoacylglycerol O-acyltransferase 2
Biological process (GO): triglyceride biosynthetic process; diacylglycerol biosynthetic process
Cellular component (GO): endoplasmic reticulum membrane
Molecular function (GO): diacylglycerol O-acyltransferase activity; 2-acylglycerol O-acyltransferase activity
Source: RefSeq, a predicted model, not a curated record